This is a messenger RNA of Wyeomyia smithii (pitcher-plant mosquito), 833 nucleotides long. RefSeq names its product probable 28S ribosomal protein S16, mitochondrial (gene mRpS16). Gene Ontology annotation, molecular function: structural constituent of ribosome. The coding region runs from base 326 to 736 and encodes 136 amino acids. Gene Ontology annotation, cellular component: mitochondrial small ribosomal subunit; ribosome. Gene Ontology annotation, biological process: mitochondrial translation. Lineage: Eukaryota; Metazoa; Arthropoda; Insecta; Diptera; Culicidae. The record is from RefSeq and is a predicted model, not a curated record. The transcript has 3 exons.
CACUGUGUGCGGGCAAAACUGCCAAGGAAUAAUGAAACGUCAUCGCCAUUUAAGACGCAAGUAAGAAAGAGAUGCCAGAUAAUUGUUUACGAACUUAGCACGUGUGGUGGUGGGUUGAAGCUGACAAAUUUUACAGUGCGCUUCGGGCAGCACGGCAGGUCAAAACUGGGUCAAAAUCGAGCGAAUAAAGAAGGGUUUUGACAGCAGUUAGUGCGCUUCCAGGUCAAAACCAGGUGAGCUGGUGGAAUAAAAAAAUAAAUAAAUUUGUUAAAAAAAAUUUGCAAGUGUGCAGCAGAAAACGUAAAUUUUCUAUUGUUUUCGUAAAAUGUCAUUGAUUCCGGCAAGUGGAACCGGACGAUUCUGGGCGAGAUCAGCAAAAAUAAUUCGUUUCGCGCGGCAUGGAUGUACCAAUCGACCUUUCUACCAUAUAGUUGUUAUGGAGCGAAGAAAAUGCCAGCACCAGCCGGUGAUAGAACAAGUUGGCACUUAUGAUCCCAUACCAAAUGAACAUAACGAAAAACUCGUCUCGUUUAACUUUGAACGAGUGCGUUACUGGUUAGGAAGCGGUGCUCAUCUCUCCACGCCGGUAGCUGAAUUGUUAGGUAUUUCCGGCUUACUUCCAGUCAACCCCCGUACGUAUAUGACCGCUUGGAGACAACGUCAAAGUAAAGAAACAAUAUUAAACGAAAACGAAACGUCUAAUAGUUCACCGGCUAGUGAACGUAGUAACAGUUGAGGGUGUAAGCAAAUAAAUAGUUUUGAGUGAAUCAGUUGGAAUUAUACAAGUAGAUUUUUUAUCGUAUGAAUAAUCUAACAUUGCGUGUUUGCAAGUC